GCUCGAGCGCUCAGAAGAAGAAACCAGUAUAGCUCUGUAAAACGGUGGGAAAGAGAUGUUCUUCUCCUUUAGAAAGGUGUUCCUGAAGAAAAAUAUGAAAGGCAAUCAGGUGAGGAAGGUCGUUCGCCGAGGAGCUCCGGACGCCUGAGGAACCUGUCGGUGAUGGUUUCGAUUGGUAUUCCAGAGCCUCUGGCGGAGACUUUUAAGUAUUCUAAUCUUGGAUGGACGUGGGAAGGGCAGAAAAAAGAAUCGAUCAUCAUCGAGAACGACGACUACGUUCGCUUUCGAUUGUCACUGCAACCACCGGUGUGCUUCGAUUGCCGCAUACUCAUGGAUUCCCAUAUUGCGCUCUAUCAACACUGCCGCACGCAUCAUCCGAAGAGUUUAGUCAUCGCUCAGUGCUGUGAGGCUGAAUUCUACACUUUACUUGCUUUCGCAGCGCAUUGCGAAUCUGCUCACACAGGACAGCACAUCUGCAUCAGGUGCCACAAAUUCUUUGAGUCAAGAGCGGCUCUGGACAACCAUGUGUUCGAACACAGGUCCGACGCAGGGAGCUAUGCCAUAUUCUGCAUUGUGUGUGGUAUGUUCGAGACAUCCGAGGCGGGAAUCGAAAGUCAUCUUCGGCGGGAACACGACAUCGACGAAGGGAAAGAAUCGCAUUACAUUUGCCGCGUCCCUCGGCUCGCUCUAGAGAUGACGAAAAUCCUAUCGGAGAAUAAGAAUCAGGAAGGUGCCCUGCAAAAAGCUCCGUGCUCGUUCACACCGACCCUGAAAGACUGCAUGACGUACACUCUCCAAGGUGCUCUGUCAAUGGCGUGAGGAUACGAUCAGCUAUCUCUUAGAGCAGACUCGUCCCAGCUCAGCAUCUGCGAGGAUCCGAGCAGCGAGCAAUCACGGAUGCUGAAGUGACUAAUGAAUCGUCCAUGCCAGUCUGGAAAUUACUGAGAGGAUCCUUAUCACCGAUGAGACCGAAAGUUUUUCAACCGGAAUAUUUUCGUUCGAGCUCGCUUGAGCUCGGAAUUUUAAUUUCUCAUCAUCGACGAUACUCCCAUUCCCCAUCGAACGUUGUACGGUAUCAUGGAGCGUCUUUCUGACAAACUUGGUAAUAAAUCGAAGAUACGUUUCAAAAUUUGUGAAAAAAA
Messenger RNA from Galendromus occidentalis (western predatory mite), 1142 nucleotides. Its product is annotated as zinc finger protein squeeze. Bases 163 to 819 code for a protein of 218 amino acids. NCBI's taxonomy places the organism in Eukaryota, Metazoa, Arthropoda, Arachnida, Mesostigmata, Phytoseiidae. The transcript is spliced from 4 exons. The record is from RefSeq and is a predicted model, not a curated record.